Molecule: messenger RNA, 2518 nt
Organism: Polistes dominula (European paper wasp)
Lineage: Eukaryota; Metazoa; Arthropoda; Insecta; Hymenoptera; Vespidae
Gene: Marf
Product: Mitochondrial assembly regulatory factor
Biological process (GO): mitochondrion localization; mitochondrial fusion
Cellular component (GO): mitochondrial outer membrane
Molecular function (GO): GTP binding; GTPase activity
Source: RefSeq, a predicted model, not a curated record
UCUAGUGUUUUAGUGUAUUUGAAGAAUUCAUUAUAACAAACGAUUAUUACUACGAGGGAUACUUCAAUGACCAAAGAUAAAAAGUUGUUCCUGCAUGAAGUGCACUGUGUGUCUACAAUCUUCCCAAUAAAAUUGCACAAUAUUUUUUAAUUAAUUUGCCGUAUUGUAUAAAGCAUAAGACGUAAAUGGCUGCUUAUAUCAAUCGUACAAUAUCUAUGAUUGGGGGAGAAAGUCAACUUCGAUCUACUGAUAUUAGAACUGAUCAUUCUCCUCUACAGAUUUUCGUUAAAGCUAAGAAGAAAAUAAACGACAUAUUUAUUGAAGUAGAUGACUAUGUCCAAGAAACGGUUGGAUUUAUGGAAUCAUUGCAAAAUGAUCGAAAAAUCGUUACCGCAGAAGAAGUGUCUCGAGUUCAAAGUUAUAUCGAUAAAGUUCGUGCGAUACGAGAUGUCCUUAAAAGAGAUCACAUGAAAGUUGCAUUUUUUGGAAGAACGAGUAAUGGAAAAAGUACAGUCAUAAAUGCAAUGUUACGAGAUAAAAUUCUACCAAGUGGAAUAGGACACACAACAAAUUGCUUUUUACAAGUCGAAGGAGCUGAAAAUGGAGAAGCUUAUCUUAUUACUGAAGGAUCUACAGAAAAACAACCGGUACAAUCGGUAGGACAAUUGGGUCACGCUCUCUGCAAAGAAAAAUUAUGCGAAAGUCAUUUAGUUAGAAUAUUUUGGCCAAAAGAAAAAUGUCUUCUAUUGAGAGAUGAUGUAGUCUUUGUUGAUAGUCCUGGAGUCGAUGUUACACCUAAUUUAGAUGAAUGGAUAGAUAAACAUUGUUUGGAUGCAGAUGUGUUUGUUUUGGUUGCAAAUGCUGAAUCCACUUUAAUGGUUACUGAGAAAAAUUUUUUCCACAAAGUAUCGACUAAGCUAUCGAAACCAAAUAUAUUUAUUUUAAACAAUCGAUGGGAUGCAUCUGCUUCCGAACCAGAAUUCUUCGAUCAGCUGGGCAAAGAACAAAAAGAGGUGAGAGCUCAACAUCAAGAACGUGCUGUGGACUUUUUAUCGAAAGAAUUAAAAGUUUAUACUCCUAAAGAUGCCGAGGAACGUGUAUUUUUUAUUUCUGCCAAAGAAACACUUCAAGCUCGUAUACAAGAACAACGUGGUCAACCUGCUCAUAAUGGUGCAUUAGCAGAUGGUUUUCAAAACAGGUAUUUUGAAUUCCAAGAUUUUGAAAGAAAAUUUGAAGAAUGUAUAUCGAAAUCCGCUGUUAAAACUAAAUUUGAACAACAUUCUCAACGUGGUAAACACAUAGCAACGGAAAUUCGACAAAAUUUAGAUGAAAUUCUGGAUAAAACACAAAAGAUGAAAAGUGAUCAAUUAAAUGUUAAAAAGGAAGUUCACGAUAAAUUAAAUUUCACCGAACAACAAUUAAUAUUAUUAACGCAAGAAAUGAAAGAUAAAAUUCAUCAUAUGGUAGAAGAUGUCGAACAGAAAGUAUCCAAAGCUUUGAAUGAAGAAAUUCGUAGAUUGGCUGUGCUCGUUGAUGAAUUUAGUGUUCCAUUUCAUUCAGAACCAUUGGUAUUGAACGUAUAUAAACGUGAAUUGCAUACACACGUGGAACAUGGUUUAGGUUCCAAUUUAAGAGCACGCUUGAGUACAGCUUUAGCAUUAAAUAUGGAAAAUUCGCAGCGUGAAAUGACUGAAAGAAUGGCAGGUUUAUUAGCAGAUAAUAAGAAACAAGUUUCUUUAAAUAUUUUACCAAGACGAGCACCAUUCGAAAUCCUUUAUAGAUUGAAUUGCGACAAUUUAUGCGCUGAUUUCCACGAAGAUUUAGAAUUCCGAUUUUCAUGGGGCUUAACAUCUAUUAUCAAUAGAUUUGCUGGAAAAAGUAGUCAAAAACUAGCUAUCUCUAAUUAUCCACAAGAGAUUCCACCUUCUAUAACAUCGCCAACAGAUAGCAUCGAUUCUAUUAAAUUUAUAUCGACUACACCGAACUUUACGACAAAUAGCGACGAUUGGUCAUUAGCUACACGAGUAGCCAUAGCUUCAAUAACAUCACAAGGCACAAUGGGUGGUCUCAUAAUUGCUGGAUUUAUGUUGAAAACAAUUGGAUGGAGACUUAUUGCUGUGACAGGUGCAAUUUAUGGUGCUUUGUAUCUUUAUGAACGAUUAACAUGGACUAAUAAAGCAAAAGAAGCUGAAUUUAAACGACAAUACGUUGCACAUGCUACGAAGAAAUUAAGAUUGAUCGUUGAUCUCACAUCUGCUAAUUGUAGUCAUCAAGUACAACAGGAGCUUUCUGGUACAUUUGCACGUCUAUGCCAAUUAGUGGAUGAAACAACAACCGAGAUGGAUGCCGAACUCAAAACUAUCGCCAAUACCAUUCGAGUUCUAGAAGAAGCCUCAUCCAAAGCUAAAGUCUUGCGAAAUAAGGCUAAUUAUUUAGCCAACGAAUUAGAUUUAUUUGAUGUUGCUUAUUUAAAAUCUUUAAAUUGAACACUUAGAGAGAACUAAUUGUUUAUUUUAAC